CUUUGUAAAAACUUCUCUACUCUUUGUACAUAAUUACACGCAUAUAUUCCUCGGCUUCAAAGAAAUGCUGUCAAAGACUAAGAUUGAGAAUGUCACUUGCCUUGCUCUCAAUUUCUUAAAUAUUCUUCUAUACCUACUUGUCAUUGCCGCCGCCUGCUAUAAAUGCAUCAACUCCAACUUUUCGCAAAUUGUCUUAUCCAUCUAUGGAGCAAUAAUAGCGGCUGCUCUUACGAUAAACGAAAUCCAAUCACCACUUCUGACACAAGAAUACUUUCGAUUUAUGUGCAUAUAUAGAGGCCGCGGUUUGAUCUUCUUCUUUUUUGGAUGCCUCGUUCUAGGCGAAGAAGUCCUCAAUAUUAUUGUUGGUACGCUGACUCUCAGCUGGGGGUUGUUUUACAUAAUUUUGUCCUUUAUUGCCAGUAUACCACCACCAAAUUCGUUAGUCAUAAACUGGCAAAAUUGGAAGGACUUCUCAGCAGAAGGUCUGGACCUCAGUCGACCACGUAACUCUACAAUUGAGAGCGUUGCAGCAAUCCAACUCAAAGGCCCUCCACGACCCAGUUCGUCCAUGGCCCAACCAACCAUAUCUAGAUACAGCAACGGCUAUAGUUUGACUGAAGCAGAUAUGGGAGAUUGGAGAGUAGACUCUGAUUAUGGUAGUGUCAAAGAGGGUGUUCAAUAUGUUACCCAACCCAGCUCUGAGUAUGAUGGUAGUUUUGUAUCGCCAGUCCACUCGCCAAGAACGUCCGGGAUCGCUUCUCCACACAUGGGUUAUUCCCAAGGACAAAGAUGGUGAAUAUCCAUUUGACAAAGAAAGAAAGAAUCAAAUAGAAAAAAGUAGUCGGUCCCGAAUGUAAAUAAGUGCAAGCGCACCUUAACUCCAGUACACAAACAUAGUGAAAUUUCAAAAUAUAUAUUUUCUUUUGUUCAGCACAACCGUGCCAUGUACUGUAUAUGUCUAUAUAAACUGUAGAUUGCAAAGAGCGUU
Molecule: messenger RNA, 988 nt
Organism: Umbelopsis ramanniana AG
Lineage: Eukaryota; Fungi; Mucoromycota; Umbelopsidomycetes; Umbelopsidales; Umbelopsidaceae
Exons: 3
Coding region: 65-796 (243 amino acids)
Source: RefSeq, a predicted model, not a curated record